Messenger RNA from Aspergillus heteromorphus CBS 117.55, 1727 nucleotides. RefSeq names its product FAD-binding oxidoreductase. The transcript is spliced from 3 exons. Bases 10 to 1590 code for a protein of 526 amino acids. Gene Ontology annotation, molecular function: FAD binding. The record is from RefSeq and is a predicted model, not a curated record. Lineage: Eukaryota; Fungi; Ascomycota; Eurotiomycetes; Eurotiales; Aspergillaceae.
AGCACCACGAUGAACGCAGCCAUCACUCUGCUGCUAGCCCUGGCAGCACCCAUCCUCGCAGCCCCCAACACCGACGCCGUCGCCGUCUGCCAGCGUCUGCACUCGUUAUACCCCCAAUACACCGUCUGGGAUCCCUCAGGAAGCUACGCCGGCGAAACCUUCUGGAACCAGUCCUACUACACGAACACCGUCAAGGAGUACUGGAAUGGCGUGAACGCCAACAAUCGUCCAGCCUGUGCCUUCUUCCCGGCCAACGCGCAACAUGUCGCCGUCGCGGUUCAGCAACUGAAUCGAUACUCCACCGCGCCAUUCGCUCUCAAAUCAGGCGGACAUAACUUCAAUGCUGGCUUCUCCAGCACCAAUGGCGGCGUCCUCAUCUCCUUCAACGAGAACCUGUCCUCUACCGUCCGCAACCCAGACGGCAAUACCUUCGAUGUCGGCCCCGGAGCACGCUGGGGAGACGUCUACGAGGUCACCGAGAAGACGAAGCAGGUGGUCGUCGGUGGUCGACUCGGUAAUAUUGGUGUGGCUGGAUAUACCCUUGGAGGCGGGCUGUCGUACUACUCAGCUCAAUAUGGCCUAGCCUGCGACAACGUGCUCAACUUCGAAGUCGUCCUCCCCAACGGCACGAUCACCAACGCGAACAGCACCUCGCACCCUGACCUGUGGUGGGCCCUCCGCGGCGGCGGGAACCGGUUCGGGAUCGUGACCAAAUUCACCUUGCAAGGCCACCCCCUCGGCGACAACGGGCAAGUAUGGGGCGGAAUCAAGCUCUUCACCGCCGACAAGCGGCAACAGAUCUUCGAGGCCCUGUCGAACUUCACCAGCGAGUACCCGGACGCGAAAGCGGCCGUGAUCCCGACCUUCGACUUCGGCCUGCCGGGCGCUCUGGUCUCCAACCCGGCCCUGUUCUAUUUCUAUGACGGCGCGAAACCAAGCUCCAAUGCGUUCAUGGGGCUUGAUAACAUUGAAGCGCUCAUCGACAGUACCAAGACGACCACGUACAGCGAUCUGGCGAGCCAAGCGGGCGGCGCUAAGAUCUAUGGAAUUAAUGCCGCUGCGCGCGUCAAUACGUUCCCCAAUAUGCCCCCACCGCAGCUGUCUCGGCUGCUGGAGGCGCAUUGGAGCACUUUCCAGUCGCAGAUCAAGAAUGACUCCAGUCGUAAUAUCGAUAUCCAGAUCGGCACGUUCACGCCCCAGCCGCUGUCGGUGCGGAUUGCCCGCGCGUCUCAGGAGCGUGGUGGGAAUACCCUCGGCCUGGACCCGGCCAACGGUGAUCGGUUCUGGGUGGAAAACGAUCUCAUCUGGAUAAACCCCGUCUGCAACGAUGCCUGUCCGGAGUAUCUGCGCGAGGUGGGGGAUUCAAUUAACGCGGUGUUUAACAGGACUCUGCGGGGCACGAAGCCUACCAAUUAUCAAUCGGGUGAUGUAAAUUUCGUCUCUGUUAAUCCCUUGUUCAUGAACGACGCGGGCGACUAUCAGAACGUGUAUGACAGUUAUGGGGCGGAGAAUAAGGCCCGUCUGGAGAGUAUCGCGAAAGCGUAUGAUCCGAAUCGCUUCAUGUUCCGACAGGGAGGGUGGAAUUUUUGAGCGAUGAUCGGUACAGCUGUAGAAUAUAGGUGACUGGUGACUGAUAUGGUUGUUAUGUAAACACUUUUAUAGUAACUAAUAUGCUGAUAGCACAGCAACUAAUAAACAUGAAGACGGCAGAAAAUGUUGAGUAUGGC